AUGGCUGCACGAUCUCAUCCAUCUACACCCCGGGCUGGACCCUUCACUGCGCCUGCGGCUACUCCUGCAUCCGAGGGAGGUACUCCGGGGAAAUGGCGUCACCCCCAACUCAGUGAAGUGGUCCGACGCCAAAAUGCGGCGAACUUCAGCGACAAGAACUUUCGAAGUGUGAUCUGGAAUGGAUCAACUCUUCUUUUCACCUGGGUCUUUGGAGGGACCUUGAAAUCUUAUGCGCGGCGCGUGUUCGACAGCAAGCCUGCUUAUUGCGAGCUUCCUUUGUUACUUCUGCAGGGAUUGCUGCUGUUCAAUAUUCUUUUGGCGCUUUACCCCCUUUUCAGGCCCAAGGACAACCUUUCUGACAUCUCACUCACUCCUACACAACGAGCACUGCUAGGCCUGGAUCCCAGCGUAGCACCUCCACCCCGGGGAGCACAUAUCGCCAGCCGUCGGAGUGGCUCUCCUGUGUCGUCGGCUUCCACUUUCACCGAACGACGGGGCUCCUCCGGCACCUCCUUCUCUCCCGCUUCCAGUCCUCUGUUUACUAAAACGACAAAUGCUGGAAGUCUGGAAUCCAGUCACAGACUGAGCGUUGGGUCUUCCUCGCCUUUGGCCCGAAGCAACUCCUUUGGUGAAUCAACAAUGUCCAACAUGUCUAGCAUCUCUGGCAUGUCUGUCAUGUCUGGCAUGUCCAGCAUUGGCCCCAGCACUCCAUCUCCACUGGCAGGGAAGCGUCGCAGUCUUGGAGUGAGCAACAAAUGGCUUUAUGAGAGAAGUCGCAGGCUCUCUACCAGCAACAGUGCGCUUUGA
Penicillium oxalicum is the source of this 807-nucleotide messenger RNA. RefSeq lists its product as uncharacterized. NCBI's taxonomy places the organism in Eukaryota, Fungi, Ascomycota, Eurotiomycetes, Eurotiales, Aspergillaceae. The transcript has 3 exons. Gene Ontology annotation, biological process: protein import into nucleus; spindle pole body duplication. The record is from RefSeq and is a predicted model, not a curated record. Gene Ontology annotation, cellular component: nuclear pore transmembrane ring; nuclear outer membrane. Bases 1 to 807 code for a protein of 268 amino acids.